Molecule: messenger RNA, 2504 nt
Organism: Lathyrus oleraceus (garden pea)
Lineage: Eukaryota; Viridiplantae; Streptophyta; Magnoliopsida; Fabales; Fabaceae
Product: pentatricopeptide repeat-containing protein At3g48250, chloroplastic
Exons: 1
Coding region: 19-2076 (685 amino acids)
Biological process (GO): RNA splicing
Molecular function (GO): protein binding
Source: RefSeq, a predicted model, not a curated record
UUAUCCGGUUGUAACACCAUGCUUUUUAAUAUAUCUUGGCCUUUAUUAAAAAAAACCAUUUACCUACCCUACGAAGCAUAUUUUGAUUUCGCCUAUGGUUUUGUAUGGGAAUACAUUACUCCGCCACCUGCGUCGUCACUCCGAUCAGCAAUGAAAAGGUUCAAAACAACUCUUUCCAACCUCCGAUUCCUCAACUCGUCAUUCGCCAUCCGAGUCACUCCAACUCGGUCGCCCCAAUUCACUCACAACCACCAGGUUUCUCACUUCUCUCCCUAUACUUCACCACCCUUUUUCGCCCCCUUUCCGUUUCAUGAUUUGCGUUUCCCAACCACUCAACAAAAACACUAUUUUUCUUCGAAACCCAACUCCGUUGUAGAGCUUGUUUUGACCAACGCUUGGUCUCAAGGGUUUGAACACGAGUUAGAAAAAUGUUACCCAUCUUUGACCCACGAAACUGUUGUUUACAUUUUGAAGCAUUUGGAAAAUGACCCACUAAAAGCUUCUUGCUUUUUCAAUUGGGUCUGUAAGAAAGAAUGGUUUUUGGCAAGUUCUUCAUUGUGUAACCUGGUUCUUAGGAUUUUAGCUAAUAAGGUUACAAUUGAUCAAUUUUGGGUUACUCUAACGAUGAUGAAGAAAAAAGGGUUCUAUCUUGAUCGGGUUACGCAUACAACGGUUUUAGAGGGUUUUAGAAGAGAGAAAAUGAAUAGGGAUUUUGCUUGUCUUAAAACCUUUUUUAAGCAAAUGCUUAAGGAAAAUGCAAGGCAAAGUGUUUUCACUAAGGUUGUUGGUAUCAUUUCAGGAUCUGAAUGGGGUGAUGAGGUUAUGAAUGAACUUGCGGGGCUUAAAAUUAAAUAUUCGGAUAGUUUUGUAAUACGGGUUUUGAAAGAGCUUCGGGGUUGUCCUUUAAAGGCUUACAAGUUCUUCCAUUGGGUUGGGAAGCAAUCUGGUUAUCAACAGAAUUCAGUGACUUACAAUGCAGUUGCUAGAGUUCUUGCGAGGCCUGGUUCGGUUGACGAGUUUUGGAGUGUUCUUGAGGAGAUGAAGAGUGUGAACCAUGGAUUGGAUAUUGAUACUUAUAUGAAUAUAAAAAAGCAGUUUGUGAAGAAUCAGAUGAUGGAGGAUGCUGUCAAGCUUUACGAGGUUAUGAUGAAUGGUCCGUAUGAGCCAUCGGCUCGUGAUUGCUGUGUCAUUUUAAAUGCAACUGCUACAAGUGAUUCACCAAAUUCUGAACUAGCUUUCAGGGUAGCCGAGAAAUAUGAAUCUGCAGGACAUACUCUCACAAAGGAAAUCUAUGAUGGAAUCCACCGGUGUUUGACAAGUGCUGGGAAAUUUGACGAAGCAGAAAAUAUUGUUAAGACUAUGAGAAAUGCUGGCUAUGAACCGGAUAACACCACCUACAGUCAAAUGAUUUUUGGACUUUGUAAGAUGAAGAGGGUUGAAGAAGCAUGUAAGGUGUUGGAGGAGAUGGAAUCUAGUGGCUGCAUUCCUGAUAACAAAACUUGGUCCAUCCUGAUCCAAGGGCAUUGUGCUGCCAAUGAAGUAGAGAAGGCGUUACUUUGUUUAGUUACGAUGGCUGAAAAGGGCUGCGACGCAGAUGCAGAUGCUAUAGGCGUUCUGGUUGACAGUUUUCUUAGUCAAGAGAAAAUAGAUAAUGCAUACAAGUUUCUUGUAGAGAUGGUUAGGAAUCACAGCACAUUUCCUAGGCAACGUACAUAUGAGAGAUUGAUUGAAAACCUAUUAGGAAUUCGAAAAAUCGAGGAUGCAAUUGACCUUUUAUGUUUGAUGCGUAAACACAAUUACUCCCCAUUCAUCAAACCUAUUGUGCAGUAUGUUUCAAAGUAUGGUACCAUGGAGGAUGCUGAGAAAUUCCUGAAGGCAUGGAGAAAGAAAAGUCCUCAGUCCCAUUCAGCCUAUCUUCAUGUUUUUGAAUCAUUUGUCGGAGAAGGUAGACUCACAGAGGCCAAAGAUCUAUUGUCCAAGUGUCCUUCUCGUAUAAGGAAACGUAAACAAGUCAGUGAGUUUUUUGCUUCAGCGGAGAAUCAGAUCGCUGCUGCUGCUACUGCUAGUGCUAAUUGAUUCCAGAACUUUUUUCACUUCCUAGUGUUCAUCUCAUUGUUUUUCAAUUACCUACAAUCAUGCCAACGAAGCAUGGUUCGGCUGAAAGAUCCGACCUGUAAGUACCAUGGUAAGCUAUUGACUUGUGGUAUGCAAUGAUCUUGGAUUGAGGCAAGUGUCAACCUCCAAGAAUCACUGUUUUGGGGGUGAAAAUUGAAGGAAGAGUGAUGUUAUCAUUUUCAAUGAAUUACUUUUUUGUCACGAAGUUCUUCACCGUUGACUACGUAAUGAAUGUUUGUUGUUUCUUUUGGCAAUGAACGGGUUUGGUUCUUGAUGAUUUGUAACCUUAAAAAGGGGAAAGGUUGGUGUUGAUGAUUUACCCCUUCUAGUGCUAGACAAGUUGGAAGAGGCCAAAGUAAUUAUAAGAAUAUAAAAUUAAUUUUGAAAUA